GCACUGUCAGGUGUGUGUGUUUUGUGGUGAAGAGCUGAGGUGUUGGGGCAGGUGAAGGUCGGGGAACGUCUGAAGACAAGAUGCCGGUGAGGCGGAUUAGAAACGCGGGAAGUGCCCAGGAUAAAGAGCAGCAGAGCCGGGAACUGCGGAAGGCCACACUGGCGCUUUUCAUCCAGCAGUUUGAAAAAGAAGCGGAAUAGCGCAUGAAAGAGCUGGAGGCCAGACUGGAGAACACGUUGGCCACAGUGGACAAAGUGUUUCAGGUGGAGCUGAUGAAGAUGCCGCCUCCUCUUCGGAGCGCGCGCAUUGGGGAUUUAAUUAGCGAGGAGGAGAUCUCUGCCAGUGAGGUGUCAAUCGCCUUGAAGAAUGAGUGUCCCGAGAUGCACCGGCCCCUGAAGAGGGUACCCAGUAAACGAGUUUUUGUAGUAAAACCGACUGCUGCUCCAUCAGAACAGCCUCCACCAGUCCAGCGGGUCUCAUCCAAGGCCUCCAAGGGAGGAAAUGGGAAGAAAAAGACCAGAACGUUAACUGGCAGCGCUGGAAGCCUCAGGGCUUCCUCACUUGCUCUCAAACGAACACAAAGCCUCCUGGACAAGAACAAUGAGCAGACUGUAAGGACCAAACCUAGACUCAGGUCAGUGUCUGCUGGUGAUCUGCACUGUGCAAUGCCAGGCUCUGCUGCACACAUCACUGUCACCACCGCACAGGGACAGGCUGUGUGCUUUUCUGAAGAGACCAAGGAUGAGAUCAACUUGGACUUGCUAGAUGAUGUUGCAUGGUGCCAGAUUCAGCAGCUCAAGAAUCUGAUGGAACAUCUGUCCAGGCGAAGCCGCAGCCAGCGAUGAGUGAAGAAUGCCUCAUCACCAGAAUGUGUGUUGGCUGUCUUGUUUUUAAAAAGUAAUAAAGUAUGUUAUUCGGUGUAGAA
This is a messenger RNA of Monopterus albus (swamp eel), 925 nucleotides long. It is a transcript of the gene cdca9, whose product is annotated as cell division cycle associated 9. Lineage: Eukaryota; Metazoa; Chordata; Actinopteri; Synbranchiformes; Synbranchidae. The record is from RefSeq and is a predicted model, not a curated record. Gene Ontology annotation, biological process: mitotic sister chromatid segregation. The transcript has 10 exons. Gene Ontology annotation, cellular component: spindle midzone; chromosome, centromeric region; chromosome passenger complex. The coding region runs from base 204 to 845 and encodes 213 amino acids.